Messenger RNA from Trifolium pratense (red clover), 828 nucleotides. RefSeq lists its product as uncharacterized. Gene Ontology annotation, biological process: DNA integration. Gene Ontology annotation, molecular function: RNA-DNA hybrid ribonuclease activity; nucleic acid binding. Bases 1 to 828 code for a protein of 275 amino acids. The transcript has 3 exons. The record is from RefSeq and is a predicted model, not a curated record. Lineage: Eukaryota; Viridiplantae; Streptophyta; Magnoliopsida; Fabales; Fabaceae.
AUGGAAGUGAAGGAGUUGAAAGCCAUGAGUGAUUCCCAACUGAUAACCAACCAAGUGUCAGGAAAGUUUCAGACGAAAGAGCCACAGUUAAUCAAAUACGUGGAGGGAGUGCAAAGUCUAGCUAAACACUUCGACUCGUUCGAAUUAGUUUAUGUCCCUCGCGAACAAAAUAUGAGAGCAGAUCUAUUGUCAAAACUGGCGAGCACAAAAAAACCCGGGAGCCAUAGAACCGUUAUCCAAGAAACGAUUAAAACUCCCAGCAUCGGCGGAGAAGAUUUGAUGAUGGUGAUAGAGGAAGAAGAUUGGAGAUCGCCUAUUAUCCGUUACCUCCAAAAAGAUGAACUCCCAAAAGAAAGGGAAAAGGCUUUCAAAUUAAAGAAGAUGGCGGCAUGGUAUUCUAUGGUAGGAGAUAGGCUAUACAAAAGGGGAUUUGCAUCCCCCCUCCUCCUAUGCGUCAGCAAUGAAGAAGCAAAACACAUUAUGUCCGAAGUGCAUGAGGGUUCGUGUGGCAGCCAUAUCGGUUCAAGGGCUUUGGCAGGAAAAAUAUUAAGGGCAGGUUUUUACUGGCCGGAUAUACACGAUGACACCGCCAUAUUCGGCUUGCCUAAGUACAUCGUGUCCGAUAACGGCACUCAGUUCGCCAGCGAAAAGGUCGUGGAAUUCUGUCGAAGCAAAGGAAUCAAAAACACCUUUAUAUCAGUGGAGCACCCACAAGCUAACGGACAGGCUGAAUCGGCAAAUAAGGUUAUAUUAAGGGCAUUGAAAAGGAGGCUAGAUAGCAAAGGCGAGGCUUGGUCAAAACAUUUACGUCAAUCAAGGUCAACCUAA